UUGUAUUGAGCAGAUGGAGAUUAAUUAGCGGACAUGGUGCAACACGGGGAAGUUGUAACUUGUAUUUUCCGAAGAUAAACACUCGUCCAUGGCAUUAACGCUUUUUUAUUUGAGAUGCAUCUCUGUUUCGUGUGAAUGUGCCCUUUGCCCCUUUAUUAGCGUACUGAACUGCGACAUAGAAAUCCCUAAUAUUUUCCUUGUUGUCUGCUCUCUGUCGCGCGUUCCCUCCAAAUAGCAACCUACGGACGGAUAUAUUCGUUCAUCCGUAUGUUACGGCGUUUUUUUCGGUCACUGCGAGGCGGAUAUAAAAGUUGCUUUAUGUUGCACGAAAGUUGAGUUUGUGAGGAGUUGCAGCUCGUGCAACUGCUAAUGUGCUAACGCACUCGCGAGUCCGCAGACAAGCAGGAUCGAAUCAAUCUCUUAAGUAAAACAACGCAUAAUAUCCUGCUCUACUGACAGUCGUUGUACGGGAUUGCCUGUUUGUGACGCGUAUACGAACGGAUGACCGUUUCUUUUUGCCAGCAUUCAACUCAACCGGCGGUAUGUACAGUACAUGCGCGCGACACUUUUGACAUUUAAUUGUCACGAGAAUAUAUGUUCGUCAUUUGGUAUGCUGUAUGCUGAUAUUCUGUGAUUUAUUGGAGGGGCGUAUACCAUGUUGGAGCUUGCAGCAAAAGCUUUUUGACGGGCAGAUAAUGGGGCUGUCUGGAGUUUGACAAGCAGCUUAUGUAAUGGUGGCGAUUCCCCCGCUCGACAGACCGUCAGCAGUGCAGUAAAAAACAAGAAUAACGACGAUUAUUCAGAGUGCGACGUAAAGUUUAUCUUGCACGCGUCGUCGUUAAGGCGCAUUUAUUUUCAUUUUAUUUUCUUGAUUUGUUUUCGCGUCUCGCGCUGCUGUGACACAAGGUGUCGAAGAAGCAACGCGUCUUUUAAGAUCUUGUCACAUUUACUUAACAACUGUCGUGAACAUGAUCCGAACCAUACACAGCUUUGGAUUAUAGAAAUGCACUUUUCGACAUAAAUCUACUAAAGGAUCAAGAAAUGGAUCGUGGACUGAAACGGGGCAAUAAUGAGGCGGAGAGUUUAACAUUCAGGGAUUGUAUUGAGAGAGGCCUCAUGCCCGAUAUUGAUGUCAAUGUGUCCACUUUAAAUACACAAAGCGAUUUUUCAAAUGGACCUGGUGGUGGUGAUGUUCACAGACAUCUCUCGAUGGCAGAGCCAUCCCCAUUAGGACACGACAUCCAGGAACAAGAUGUUAAGAUAUUUAAACGGUCCAGAAUGCAACACCAGCAAAAUGUAAAAGAGACACUUGGUCUUAGCAUUGGGGAGAACUUUUCUCUCUUGGAUGAGAGCAUUGCGGACUUAAAUCGCAGUUCUGGCCUCCAUGCCUCUGACACUUCCACGCUGAAAAUGGAAGAGUUUUCUCCCAUGGAAAAAGACUUUUCAUCCUUUGGCAACCAGGAUAACGAUAUGGAUGGUAACGAGAGAGUUAUUGCCGACAACACCUUGGAAAUCCUUAAGGAUCUGGAUUUACCUGGCUCCCUAUCAGACCUAAAUGAGUUCUAUGUUGCUGAUGAGACUGCCUUUCUCUCAUCCCUGCAAGUGGAUGAUGCCCUGCUGGAAGAGAGCAACUUGCUGAAGGAGACCAGCCCUGUUGUCACUGGCAACAGUGGGACCUGUACAAAUGUGAACGACAUGGGAAAAUGGCAGCAGAUGGUGGAUCCCAGUGUCAACAUGCCCGUCAUAAAGUCAGAGAAAGACACAGACUGCAUCCAGCUUUGUACACCAGGUGUCAUCAAACAGGAGAAUGAGAGACGGAGCUACUGUCAGAUGUCAGGGGUGGGUGUGUCUCAUUACGGCCCCAAUGCGGUGGGAGAUAUGGGAGCACAGGUAUUCCACUAUGGAGCCAACAUUGCCUCAGCUGUGAAUUUACCAGACCAGAAACCCGUGUUCAGCCUAUUUCCUCCACUACCUGCCUUAAAUGAUGAUUGGGUUCAAGGAAAUGGAUACAGGGAUCUGUUUGAGAUGCAGAGAGCUAAUGAGACAACACUUCCGUCCAGCUUCCCAUACAGCAGCUCUUUGGGACGGCCUGAUGUGAGCAGUUCAAGUUCAUCUGGAUCAGUCAAGCCCAGUGGUACAGCUCACAAGAUCUGUUUGGUGUGCUCUGAUGAGGCCUCAGGAUGUCACUAUGGGGUUCUCACCUGUGGUAGCUGCAAGGUUUUCUUUAAAAGAGCUGUAGAGGGAUGGAGAGCACGACAAAACACAGAUGGGCAACACAACUAUCUGUGUGCCGGUAGGAACGAUUGCAUCAUUGACAAGAUCAGGAGAAAGAACUGCCCGGCCUGUCGCUUCCGCAAGUGUCUUCAGGCCGGCAUGAACCUGGAAGCUCGCAAAAAAAAGAAACUAUUGCGGUUAAAGGGUCCUUUAUUCUCGAGUGAGCAGGAGCCUCCUCUGCCCGACGAGCAUGUGCGCUCACUGGUGCCCAAGGCCAUGCCACAGCUGGUGCCCACCAUGCUGUCCCUGCUCAAAGCCAUCGAGCCCGAGAUAAUUUACGCCGGCUAUGACAGCACCAUCCCCGACACCUCCACCCGCCUCAUGACCACACUCAACCGGCUUGGCGGACGUCAGGUUAUCUCUGCCGUCAAGUGGGCCAAAGCCCUUCCUGGCUUCAGAAACCUGCACCUGGAUGAUCAGAUGACUCUGCUGCAAUGCUCCUGGCUCUUCCUCAUGUCCUUCAGCUUGGGCUGGAGAUCUUACCAGCAGUGUGAUGGAGGAAUGCUGUGUUUCGCUCCAGAUCUCGUCAUCAAUGAGGAACGGAUGAAGCUACCCUACAUGAGUGAGCAGUGUGACCAGAUGCUGAAAAUAGCCAAUGAGCUGGUCAGACUGCAGGUGUCAUAUGACGAGUAUCUCUGCAUGAAAGUGCUCCUGCUUCUCAGCACAGUACCAAAGGAUGGACUCAAAAGCCAGGCAGUGUUUGAUGAAAUCCGCAUGUCAUACAUCAAGGAGUUGGGUAAAGCCAUCGUGAAACGAGAAGAGAACUCCAGUCAGAACUGGCAGAGGUUUUACCAGCUCACUAAACUUUUGGACUCCAUGCAGGAGAUGGUGGAGGGGCUCCUCAACUUCUGUUUCUACACGUUUGUGAAUAAAUCCUUGAGUGUGGAAUUCCCAGAGAUGUUGGCAGAGAUCAUCAGCCAUCAGCUACCAAAAUUUAAGGAUGGGAGCGUCAAGCCACUUCUAUUUCAUCAGAAAUGACUGCCUAAGAAAGCAACAAUGCCUUAAUGCCACCCUUUCUCUACCAGCGAUAGUCCAACCUUCUGAUGAAGGACGUCACGUUCAACCCUUUACCCAAAUCAUGUUACAAUACUUCAUGCCUUCGUGUUCACUUGGUGAAAAAUUUACUUUGAAAAAGACACUUUUUAUUGAUAUUUUCUCUUUUUUUGCUAGUACACUGCUGAAAUGUUUACAAAGGUAUAUAAAAAAAAAGGGAAAAUGUGCCUUUUUUGUGCUUUGCCUUGACAUGCGCCAUUUUUCAGGCUAAUGCAGUGGUUUGGCAUAAAUGCUAUUGUUUUGUUAUCUCACAUUGUUCAUCUCUUAUUUUGCUUCCAUACAAAGCAACUGUGAUGGUUCUGUGUAGUUGGCAGCUUAAGGGGCCGUUCACACCAAAUGUAUUUUUACGUCCAUCUGUGCUGUUUUUUUAUGUAGACAUGCUAGAUAGACGUAUUUGACCAUUGUUUUUUCAGUGUCUUCUGUGAGAGCGCACUAAACCUUAAAAAAAACUUGAGACACCUAUAUUCUGUUCCAAUCAUUGUGCGGUGUCUUAACUUUUUUCAACGCAAGAACACAUUCAGUGUAAACGGUCCUUAACACUGCAUCCUAACCAGAUACGACAAACUGAAAAAUUGAUAAAUGCUAUCUCAUUCAGUUUUUGCCUUAACCAGCUGUGACCACGACAGGAGCGACAGGACAAUUUGUCGAUCUUUUAUUUUCUAUUUCUUCGACAUAGCGCCACUUAGCCCCGCCUAUUGUGGAAUCUCAUUGGUCCAUAACCUUUCUUCACAUAACUGUACAUUAAUCAUAAAAUUUGUGGACAGAUUGUUUGUCGCCUUACGCCAUUUUACUAAGCCUCAUGGAAGCUCCAAAUCGUAAAACAGUUUUAUACGCAGUGACAUCGAAAUGCCAUAUAAUUCAAUUCAAAUAUAAAACCUUUCCAUGCAUGAUACUACCAGCAAGUACUAAGUUGUCUUUGCAUUUUCUUUGUUUUAAAAAGCAAUUUUCUGUUCAUAUUAAUAUGCAGAGACAACAUAAGCCAGUCAUUGCUUGAUUCCUUUGAAAAGAAAAACAUUGUGGCUCUGUGGCGCUAUCAAAACAGUAUAAAACAUUUGAGCAUCCCAACCACCCCGAAACAGCAAAAUUGGACUAUGUUUGAAAACAGCCAUUAUUUUUGUAGAAAUAAUGACUUGUAGUAAAAAAAAUUCAUUAUUUCAGUUUGUCGAUGCAAAUGCCGCAGAAAGUACACACUUUGCCUUUAACUGAAAUUUCAAUAUAUACUAUUGAAAUAACGUAAUUAUUAAAACGUUUCUUUUGUUUGUUGAUUAUUUGCUCAGGUUUACUUGUGAACGGUCAGUAGAUCUCCAUUCAUUGGCUUUCGCAUUGAAUUAGACUCAAUUCAGAAAGCUGAUGGUCAUUCCUGCAAUCAAGGAAUGAAUUCAGGGUUAAUUCAUCAGAUUUCUAUCCAUCCAAUAUGGUCAGGUGUAGAUUGGUCGUCCAGCGUUCAUGCUUUGCAGAAUCCCCCCAUUUCCCCUCUGAUCAACCGCCCUGACGAUUUUUUCAGUGUGUUGUUAUUUUUAGUUAUAAAUUAUUUUUUUUUAAAUACAAAUAUAUAUAUAUUAUUUUAAGUUACAGAAUAAUCUUCACAUAUGCUAAAUCUGGUCAUCCAUAAGAGGCAUGUCAGUUUUUGACCCACUUUUCUUAGUUUCUGCCUUACAUGUAUCCCAGUGGUGCCAAACCACAAAUGCUCUCUUUUGUAGUAUCAUCCAAAACUAAAUUAACAUUUGUUUUUCUGUCUGCUACUAUUUAAUAAGACAUAAAUUCCAAAUUAAGUUUGGAAUGAUGUGAGUAAAUAAUGACAGAAUUUUCAUUUUUGGGUGAAGUAUUCCUUUUAAAGUACUCACUCAUUAGGAUUGCCAGAUGUCCCAUUUUGGAUGAGAUAUCCCGUAUUUUGGAUGACGUCCUAUACACAAGGGGACGUUCCAUUCAAGGGAAACCCCCCACUUCCCCACAGUCGUAUAGGAAAAUGGCCCAUAUUGAAGUGACAAAAUGAAAACGUUCAGAGGAAGUGAUAUCCCUAUGACUUAUUAGGGUUGCCAACGGUCCCAUAUUUUUGCUGAAAUAAAAAUGUAAUUUAUGGAAUGGGGAUAGUAUUGUCCCAUAUUUAAGUGGCAAAAUGUUUCAUGUGGACCCCCUGCCUGUUUGGAUGGUGAAACACUUGAGGGGACUUCAAACAUUCCAUAUUGAAGCAGCAAAAUAAAAUCCUCAAGGAGGAACACGCCAGGUGGACGGCUAAACACUUAAGGGAGACAGAGCCCCACCAACCCCCACCCCUCACUCGUUUUCUGACAGCGAAACAUCCCAAAUUGAAGCCCUCAAAAUGCGUCUUGUAUUCGUUUUGUGAACAAUUGGCAUCCCUGUCACUUAUUUCCCAUAUGGGUUGGAUAUUGUUGUGUAUUUAAAUGGUGAAAUGUCCAAGGACGACCCCCACCCUAGACGGAUGGCGAACCGUUUGAGGAGGACCUCCUUGGUCGGACAGUGAAACGUCCCACAUUGAAGCAUUCAAAUGCUCAAGUGUCGAAUAUUCGCUUGGUGAAAAGUUGGCAACACUAUCACAACCUUCUAAUCGGAGUUUCAUUCUUAUAAGCUUUAAUUAACUUGGAUGGAUGGAUGUACAACUAAGAUUGGUCAUUUGACAAGAUUCGGUGUGCCAUUGAGACACUUUGAUCCUGUUUGGCCUUUUACAGUAUUAAAAAUUACGUGAGCAUUGGGUUUCUCAUGCUUGGGUUAAUAUUGUUAGACCCGGCCAAGGUUAAUUCCCAGUUACACUGUUGGUUGUCAUCAGCUGGCGUCUCGCCAUGGCCUGUAUUUGUUACCUGCAUUGCUGUAAUACAGUCCUAUGUUCGAAAAGAAAGUGCUUUUGGUUUUUACAUGUGUACGAGCCCAUUGUUUGUAAAACACUUGUUUACAAUCCCUUCAUUUAUUCAACAUGAAAUUAAAAUAUAUACACAGUACAUAUCCCAUUCCCUCCCAGCGGAUAGCUCAAAUAUUUAACAAGACUAUUUUUCACUAGAUAUUUUUCUAAUUGUUUCACAGUAUGCCUUGCAAAGGGAGACCGUGAGCCAUAUAAUGUUUAUUGUGUAAAUUUAGGAGAACACUGAAAAUAGUCUAGAAAAUAUUUUUUCUUUUUGAAAAUCAUUGAUCAUUUGACAUCGAAACUAAAUGCAAUUACGCAAAUGCUCUUUGAUAUAUAAAUAAUUUUUACAAUUAAUAAAUAAAUAAUAAUACUUAAAAAAACAAGUUUUAUUGUUAUCUCUUGUCAAGAAAUGUAUUGCAAAUGCACUUUUGAAAAAUGUAUGUAAUGUAUGUAAUUCUAUAUAAAUCGAUAGGGAAAGAUGAAUCAUUUUAAAGAAUGAAAACUUAAGGUUAUAAUUUUGUGCAUGUAUGAGUGAAGUUGAGUAUAGUUUGUAUAGUGCAACAACAGAGUGACCAAAGCAACACAGAUUUUAAACCUAUUUAAAGAAGUUACAUUUUACAGUAGAGUUUACUACCCAACCCUAGUACAUUAUUUUAUCCUUUUCUAUUUCUUUUAUAGAAAUGUAGGCUUUGGUCUCAUGUAUAAUACUGUAAAAUGAUCUAGUCUUUACAAAAAACAGAUAGAUAAAAAAAAAAAAUACAUCUGUGUUUAUAAAUAAUGUAUCAAAACCUGAGAUUUUGCACUACUCUAAUACUGACCUGACAUAGUCUAUUUUGUACAAAAUUCAUGCAAGUACUAUCUUUAAAGAUAAAGGGCAAAUCAUGUUUCACUGGUAUAUGGCUUUCAUUAAAGUCUUUUUUCAUUUUCUUUUUUUUUGCAUUUUAGUUAUAUGUAAUCCAAUGUAUAAAGGAUACACAGUGUCUAUUUGUUGAAAACAAUUGUUUUGUAUGAAUUCUGUAUUACACCUCUCCUGUAGUCAAUGUUGAUCUUUACACCAAUUUGAUUAAAUGUUGAAUAAAAGUUGUUUGGAGGGGG
Molecule: messenger RNA, 7279 nt
Organism: Xyrauchen texanus (razorback sucker)
Lineage: Eukaryota; Metazoa; Chordata; Actinopteri; Cypriniformes; Catostomidae
Product: glucocorticoid receptor-like
Exons: 10
Coding region: 1042-3252 (736 amino acids)
Biological process (GO): regulation of DNA-templated transcription; nuclear receptor-mediated glucocorticoid signaling pathway
Cellular component (GO): nucleus
Molecular function (GO): sequence-specific DNA binding; nuclear glucocorticoid receptor activity; steroid binding
Source: RefSeq, a predicted model, not a curated record